AUGAUGGGCGAUGAAGAUGACGUUGAAGAUAUGCCAUUUGACGAUGAUGGUGAAAUUUCAAGUGAUCAGUGGCAGGAAGCUUGCUGGGUAGUUAUAUCUGCAUAUUUUGAUGAAAAGGGUUUGGUACGUCAACAGCUUGAUAGCUUUGACGAAUUUAUUCAAAUGAACGUUCAACGAAUUGUGGAGGACUCACCGCCUGUAGAGUUGCAGUCAGAAGUUCAACAUUUUUCAGGUGAUGCUGAAAAUCCUACAAAGUUCUCUUUAAAAUUCGACCAAAUUUAUCUUUCAAAACCAACCCACUGGGAAAAAGAUGGCGCUCCAACUCCCAUGAUGCCUAAUGAGGCGAGAUUAAGAAACCUAACUUAUUCCUCCCCUUUGUACGUCGAUAUUACGAAGACAAUGUCUCGUGAAGGGGAAGAACCUCGUGAUAUGAAAUAUGAAAAGGUCUUUGUGGGGAAAAUACCAAUAAUGCUAAGGUCAUCGUAUUGUAUGCUUUCGAAUAUGUCUGACCGUGAUUUGACGGAACUUAAUGAGUGUCCACUAGAUCCAGGAGGCUAUUUUAUAAUUAACGGCUCUGAAAAAGUUUUGAUCGCGCAAGAAAAAAUGGCAACAAAUACUGUGUAUGUGUUUUCAAUGAAGGAUAGCAAAUACGCUUAUAAAGCUGAAUGUAGAUCUUGCUUAGAAAAUUCCAGUCGUCCCACUUCAACAAUUUGGGUGAAUAUGUUAGCCAGAGGUGGUGGUGGCGGUAAGAAGACUGCGAUGGGCCAGAAGAUCAUUGCAAUCCUUCCUUACAUUAAGCAAGAAAUCCCUGUUAUGAUUGUUUUUCGUGCCUUAGGGUUCGUAUCAGAUCAUGACAUUUUGGAACAUAUAAUAUAUGAUUUUGAAGAUCCAGAAAUGAUGGAGAUGGUUAAGCCCAGCCUCGACGAAGCCUUUGUUAUACAAGAGCAAAACGUGGCUUUGAAUUUUAUCGGUGCACGUGGUGCGAAACCAGGAGUAACCAAGGAGCAGCGUAUAAAGUAUGCGCGCGAGAUUCUUCAAAAAGAGAUGCUGCCUCAUGUUGGGAUAUCAGAUUUUUGCGAAACUAAAAAAGCUUAUUUCAUUGGUUACAUGGUACACCGAUUACUCUUAGCUGCUUUGGGCCGUCGAGAAUUGGAUGACAGGGACCACAUCGGGAACAAACGUCUAGAUCUUGCCGGACCACUUCUUGCUUUUUUAUUUAGGGCUUUAUUCAGGAAUUUAUUGAAAGAGGUAUUCGAAAGUGGUUUUGAAGAGGUGCGGUUGACUGCUCAAAAGUACAUAAACAAAAAUGGCGACUUUAAUUUGGAUGUAUGUGUCAAAACCUCAACUAUCACUAGAGGCCUUGCAUAUUCGUUGGCAACUGGUAAUUGGGGUGAUCAGAAAAAAGCUCAUCAGUCGAGAGCCGGAGUGAGCCAGGUCUUAAAUAGGCUAACGUAUACUGCUACACUUUCUCAUCUUCGAAGAUGCAACUCUCCAAUUGGUCGUGAGGGUAAGUUAGCCAAGCCAAGGCAAUUGCAUAAUACACAGUGGGGUAUGGUUUGCCCUGCUGAAACACCAGAAGGACAGGCAGUGGGAUUAGUGAAGAACCUUGCACUUAUGGCUUACAUAUCUGUUGGUAGUAUGCCUGAACCAAUUCUUGAGUUCUUGGAAGAAUGGUCGAUGGAAAAUUUAGAAGAAGUCGCACCAUCUGCUAUUGCUGAUGCAACAAAAAUAUUUGUCAAUGGUGCCUGGGUAGGGAUUCAUCGAGAACCGGAACAGCUUAUGGCUACAUUAAAAAAACUCCGGAGAGAGAUGGAUAUCAUCGUUUCGGAAGUGUCGAUGGUUCGUGAUAUUCGUGAUAGGGAAAUUCGAAUUUAUACUGACGCUGGGCGCGUCUGUCGCCCGCUUCUUAUUGUCGAUGAACAUCAGAACUUGGCUUUGAAAAAGAAACACAUUGAUCAGUUGAAAGAUCCUGCAAUCAAUUAUUCCUGGUCUGACCUUGUGGCUGGAGGUGUUGUUGAAUUAAUUGACGCUAUGGAAGAAGAGACCGUUAUGUUGGUCAUGACUCCUGAAGAUUUGAAGUCUGGUGGGUACUGUGAUUCUUACACUCAUUGCGAGAUUCAUCCAGCUAUGAUAUUGGGAGUCUGUGCCUCUAUUAUUCCUUUUCCUGACCACAACCAGAGUCCUAGGAAUACAUAUCAAAGUGCUAUGGGUAAACAGGCUAUGGGCGUUUACACCACCAACUUCCACGUCCGAAUGGAUACACUGGCUCAUGUCUUGUAUUAUCCUCAGAAGCCUUUAGUCACAACGCGGUCUAUGGAGUAUCUUAGGUUUAACGAGCUUCCUGCUGGAAUUAAUGCUGUCGUAGCCAUCUUGACUUACACGGGCUACAAUCAGGAAGAUUCAGUCAUUAUGAAUUCGUCUGGGAUUGAUAGGGGUUUAUUUAGAUCGGUCUUUUAUCGUUCAUACAGAGAUCAGGAAGCAAACUUAGAUAAUGCAAAUGAAGAGCUUAUUGAGAAACCAACUAGGGAAAAAUGCUCGGGGAUGCGCCAUUCUCUUUAUGACAAGUUAGACGAUGAUGGCAUUAUCUCUCCAGGGAUGCGUGUUUCUGGUGACGAUGUAAUUAUAGGGAAAACUAUAUCAUUACCUGAUGUUGAGGAUGACCUGGACGCAAACGCCAAGAAAUACACGAAACGCGACGCAAGUACAUUUUUGAGAAGCAGCGAAACCGGAAUUGUUGAUCAGGUUAUGCUUACUUUGAAUACUGAUGGCAAUAAAUUUGUCAAAAUUCGUGUUAGAUCAGUUCGACUGCCACAAAUUGGCGACAAGUUUGCGUCGAGACAUGGCCAGAAGGGUACAAUGGGUAUGAUGUACAGACAGGAGGAUAUGCCAUUUACCAACGAGGGAAUCACUCCAGAUAUUAUUAUCAACCCUCACGCAGUUCCGUCUCGUAUGACAAUUGGCCAUUUAAUCGAAUGCUUACAAGGGAAGCUCUCUGCUAAUAAAGGAGAAAUUGGUGAUGCAACGCCUUUUAAUGAUACUGUUAACGUACAAAAGAUCAGCAACUUAUUACAAGAAUAUGGUUAUCAUUUAAGAGGGAAUGAGGUUAUGUAUAAUGGGCAUACUGGAAGGAAGUUGACUACACAGGUGUUUUUGGGACCAACUUAUUAUCAGCGGCUAAAGCAUAUGGUUGACGAUAAAAUUCAUUCUCGUGCACGAGGUCCUGUUCAGAUGAUGAACCGACAGCCUAUGGAGGGUAGAGCUAGGGAUGGCGGUUUACGAUUUGGUGAAAUGGAACGUGACUGUCAAAUAUCCCAUGGUGCGGCGCAAUUUUUACGUGAGCGCCUGUUUGAAGUUUCGGAUCCUUACCAUGUAUACGUUUGUAAUAAUUGCGGGCUUAUUGUUAUUGCUAAUCUUCGAACGAACUCGUUUGAAUGCAAGGCUUGCCGCAAUAAAACGCAAGUUUCUGCAGUACGUAUUCCUUAUGCGUGUAAAUUAUUGUUUCAAGAGUUAAUGUCGAUGUCAAUAGCGCCUCGUCUAAUGGUUUCUUGA
Messenger RNA from Enterobius vermicularis (human pinworm), 3549 nucleotides. Lineage: Eukaryota; Metazoa; Nematoda; Chromadorea; Rhabditida; Oxyuridae. The record is from the annotation of a GenBank genome assembly.